This is a messenger RNA of Halichondria panicea, 1858 nucleotides long. RefSeq lists its product as uncharacterized. The record is from RefSeq and is a predicted model, not a curated record. The transcript has 6 exons. The coding region runs from base 33 to 1766 and encodes 577 amino acids. Lineage: Eukaryota; Metazoa; Porifera; Demospongiae; Suberitida; Halichondriidae.
GUGUGAAAUCGGGGUCAGAUCCAACUCGUCCAAUGUCUCGUCUACAUGCCUGGCAAAUGGGUGCAUCUGGAGCUAUCAGUAGAGAUGUGAUGGACUGGCUAUGGAGAUGCUCUCACUUCCUGACUCUCUCUCUACUGCUCAUCCUCCAACUUACAACUCCGGGCAAUUCUAUGUGUAGUCCAACUGACAGGAGAUGGUCACAGUACUUGGUUAGCCCACUCCCCAGUGACUUUGGGGGACAGAGCACACAGGGUCAGUGUCAAUCGUCUACUGGCGCUUGUUUUGGACCAUUUUUUGGACUAGGAAGUGAUAGACUAGGUGAUGAAGUCUUGGGCCCACAAACUCUUGAUGAUAGUAACUUUGUUGGCCAUGCUUGGGAUCGGAAUAUCAGUAUCACAUUCACUCUUGUUCCUACGGACACUGCAUACGUGGAGGGACUCAAUCUCUACUUCUACAACAUUCCCUCACGAAGAAUUGGACUAUCUUACAAUAUCAGAAUAACCUCACCAUCUAGAUCUGGUGACCAUCCAUAUCAACUAGAGGGUAAUGAUAACUUGACCCUGGACGAUAAUGGACGACGAAGUGUCACCCUUAUCCCAGAAUCACUCUCUUUGACUCCUACCAGUAAUACCUUCACAAUUAUAUUCGAAUUCUCAGACACUGAACAGAUCGACUGGCUUCUCUUGACUGAGGUGGAGAUCUGCACAUCAGAGUCAGUUGUACUCCUCCCCAACCCUCCUCCCAUCACCUUCACCACGGACACUGUGGGGACCAUCUCCCCACCCACCAUCAACUCCUCAUUCAGCCUGACCUGCUCUGUCACUGAGGGACGGUUUGACUGGACCUGGACUCGGCUUACUGGUGACACCCUAGGCCUCCCUCCAGCACGAGUGCUCAAUGCUGGGAGGACUAGUGUUCUGGAGCUAUCACAACUCAGCAGUAAUGAUGCCGAUACCUACAGAUGUCUGGCCACUCACACAUUCGGAACAUUUGGAAUACCGGUGUCAAAUAGUGUUGAUAUCACCCUCUCACUGCCAGGUACUCUACAAGCUGAGAAUGGAAUGAUUCAAGUUACAGCCAGUGAUGAUAGUGCAGUGUUGAGGUGCUUUCUCUCUGGCUACUUUCCUUUAAUGGCUAUUCCUUCGAUCACUUGGCGACUAUCUAACAAUGACUUAUCCAAUGACUCUGUGUUCGAGCAAGGAGAUAUGUUUAUUCAGAAUGGAGGGACACAAUCUAUACCAAGUGUGACCAGCACACUGACUGUGAAUCUGACAAGAGAUCCACUUACGACUAGCACACGAGUUUACAAUUGUAUAUCGAGCAGCCAGAUGAUCAACCCCCUCGUCCAAACAAUUGUCUUGACCACUGAUGUUGUUGUCAGUCCCAUCGAUCCUGGUGUCACUACUACCCCAUCUCCCAACACUCCUCCCACUCCUGAUGCUGUAGAACCCCUCGGGUUGAUUAUCGGAGCCAUUCUUGGAGUGAUUAUAGUUCUUAUGAUUAUAUUUGUUAUCACGCUGAUCAUCGUCAUAAUUGUCAUCAAAAGAACAAAGAAAACUUUGAUAGUUACAGAACACAAAGGCAACUCUGAAAUAACUGUCAAUAGCAAUGAAGCUUAUGGAUUCAAACCAAGCACAUUCAGUAUGACACAGAACACCCUCUAUGGCCCAGGCACUACUGAAAAAGGUGUGUAUGAAGAGCCUGAUCAAGUGCAACAUGACUAUGAAGAGUUGGACUCAUUUGCUGUUACCUCUGUCUCAGUAUGAAUAGCAAAUUAUGACGAUUGAAGAACAUUAUUGUUUGACUGUAUAUAUAGGUAGACACAGCUUGUGUGCUUUAAAAUGUUGUGCGCAUUUUC